AGUAGUGCCAUGCGUAAAAUAUCUAAAAGUAGGGGAGAUGACGAUGUUGUUUCCUCUACCAAUGGAUCUGGAUCUGUAGCUGAGGCUGACGAGGUUCAGCCAGAACAACCGCCGCCUGAUGAAGAUAAUAAAGAGGACAACGAUGGGAAGGAAGACGAUCUAGAGAAAGAGGAUAAUGGCGUAGAGCAGGAGUUGGACGAGGAGGAGGAGGAAGCGAGCGCUAAAAAGAGUAAAUCUAAAAGUAAGGCAAAACCCAAAAAGAAAAAAUCCGAUAAAGCCAAAAAGGCAGCCAAGGAUGAGGAAUAUGAGGUAGAAAAAAUAAUUGACUCUAAGCGCAUAAAGGGAAAAAUUUACUAUUUGAUAAGAUGGAAGGGAUAUUCUGCUGAUAGUGACACCUGGGAACCACAGCACACCGUGUCCUGCCCCGACCUGAUUUCUAAGUAUAACGAAGAAAAAGAAAAUUCCAAGAAUGAUUCCCCUAAAAGAGGCAAAAAGAGAAAAGCUACUAGUAAGAAAGUUAACAAAUCACCAGCAAAGAGAACCAAAUCUUCCUGGGAUAGCGAAAAAGCUGAUGAAAAUGAGGAGUAUGAAGUUGAACGCAUCUUGGAAGUGCAAUUUAAGAAAAAUGGGCAGAGACAAUUCCUGAUCCAUUGGAAGGGAUGGUCAAGUAAAUUUGACUCCUGGGAGCCAGAAAAUAACCUCAACUGUCCUGACUUGAUCAAGAAAUUUAUGGAUAAGGUGGAGGCUGCACGCAAAUUAGAUUCACGAAACCUGCGAGUGGCCCCGGGAACCACAAACCGCUUCACCCUGCAAAGCCCGACAUCUGGCCGCCGGCUGAGCAAGAGAAGGGGACAACGUCAGAGAGUGCGGUAUGAUGAUGCGGAGUAGAGAAUUUGCUAAGUUCUCUCGUCUUCAAAAAUAUUUCGUAGGCACUGUGUGAACUAUUUGUGAACUCUAGAUUAAGAUAAAAAUUUAAUUAACAACAUUGGAUUUCCAGGCCAAAGUUUUAUUAUUUUGUAAUAAUUUCGUGCAGACUCUGAAUUGUUUUUAUGUUAAAUAUAAGACAUUUUAGCUAAGUCUGGAGUAGAUAAAUAAAUGAUUUCCAACAGGGAACCACUAUAUCAUGAGAAGGCAUUAUUCAGUUAAAAAUAGAAACUUGUGCAAUACUAUUAUCAGAGUAAUAGUGCUGCUGCUUUAUAU
Messenger RNA from Aricia agestis (brown argus), 1200 nucleotides. Its product is annotated as chromobox protein homolog 1-like. Bases 10 to 888 code for a protein of 292 amino acids. Gene Ontology annotation, biological process: negative regulation of transcription by RNA polymerase II; chromatin organization. The transcript is spliced from 7 exons. The record is from RefSeq and is a predicted model, not a curated record. Gene Ontology annotation, molecular function: chromatin binding. NCBI's taxonomy places the organism in Eukaryota, Metazoa, Arthropoda, Insecta, Lepidoptera, Lycaenidae. Gene Ontology annotation, cellular component: pericentric heterochromatin.